AUGGCUAGUGUUUCAAGCAGAACUCGAAGCAAGAAUGUUCCAUUGUUCCGUUGUCUUCCACUGAAAUCGAAGCGGCUAAGAAAGAGUGAUGAAGAUGAUAUGGGUUUGGAUCACUAUGUUUCUCGUUGUAAGAAAAUGAAGGUAAAAAGAGAAACUUUUGUUCUUCCUAAGAAUGUUAAAGUUAUUUCCAUUGAUGAUGAUGUGGGGAUGUUUGAUGCUAAAGAUGGAAGCUUUGUUGAGAAAAAAUGUGGUUUGGAUGAAGAUAAUCCGAUUUCAAUAGGUUCUGAUGAGUAUGAUGAGAGUGAUGAAGAACAUUCUGUUGCUUUUGGCGGUGAUAAUGAAGAAGAAGAAGAAGAAGAAAAAGAAGUUGUUGAUGUUAAAGAGGAAGUAAAGACUGAUGAAAGUAAAGGAAAUGGUGAGUUUGAUGAUAAAGAUAAAAACUUUGUUGAUUUGGAUGAUUCUGCAGAGAGUGGUGAUGAUUCUGAUUCUGUUACUGAUGAGAGCGAGGAUGAUGAUGAUUCUGAAGAUGAAGAUUUUGAUGUUGAUAAGGAGGAGGAGAAGGAGAAGAAAAAAGGCGGUAGAAAAUACUUGAAUGUGGUCGAGGAUUUGGUUAGAGAGGUGAUGGAUAAACAAAGUGGAAUUUCUGGAUUGAAUGAUGAGGAGAUAAACGUUGAAAAUAGUCCAUCUUCCACAAAGAAUGAGGAGAUGAAGGAUAAAAGUCCUUCUGUAAACAAUGGUGAAAUGGAGCAUUCAGAUUAUGGUGAGGAGAUGAGCGAUAAAAAUCCUUCUGUAAACAAUGAUGAAGUUGAGCAUUCAGAUUAUGGUAGUGUAGCAAUUUCUAAUGCCUUUGAGAAGAAGAAGGAUUCUUUUGUACACACUGAUGAAGUGGAGCAUUCAGAUCGAAUAAAGGGUUCUUCUUCUUCUUCAAACCAGAAGGAAAUAUCAGAUAUACAAAGGGCAGUGCAAAAUGUCUCUGAUGAUGAUGUAAAUGUUAGUAAAGCAAAAGAAAGUGUGAAUCUUCAUGAUGAUCUUGAUGUUGUAAAUUAUGACGAUGUAAAUGUUGGCAAAACCAAAGAAAGUGUGAAUGUUCGUGAUGAUUUUGAUGUUGUAAAUGUUACCAAAGCCAAAGAGAGUGUGAAUCUUUGCGGUGAUAUUGAUGUUGCAAAAAUCAAAGUCAAAGUUGAAGAGAAUGCAGACCCUAAUGAAUGUGUGAAGGUUGCUGAUUCUUAUAAAGGGAAGGAAAAAUAUUUCGGAGGUUUAGAUGUUGAAGGAGUUUCUUUGGUUGAAACAAAGGAAGAAGAGAUGAAGAAUGAAUCAGUUGUGUUCGAGUUCAAGUAUGACGCCUUUGAUCGACGAGAUAGGCAGCCACCACCGGUUAUUGUGGAGACACCCCCAUCGAUAUGGAGCUUUAAAAAGGUGGGAAAAGUGCCAAAGACCAAGGAGGAUGAGGAGGAGGAAGUGUUAUGGGAUGAAAUGGAGAUGGCCCUAAGAGAAUCAAAAGCUGUAUACAAGAAUGAAGCAUCAGAGGCGAAAAAAGCAAAAAGUGUAAAUUUUACCAAAGCCAAAUUCAAAUCCAAUGUCAAAUACAAUGCCAAACCUAACGACAGUGUGAAUGUUGCUGACUUUGAUAAGGGAAAGAAAAAAUAUGUCGCAGGUUUAGGUGUUGGAGGAGUUUUAUCGGCCCAAACAAAGCAAGAAAAGAUGAAGGAAUCAGAGAAACAGAAAAUAAUGGAGAACAAAGGAAGGGACUAUAAAGGUAUAACUAACAUCCCUAUUGAGAAGAACGAAUCGGAUAAAGAGAAAAUGAUGGAGAACAACGAAAGGGACUAUGAAGGUAUAGCUAAUAUCCCUAUUGAGAAGAAGGAAUCUAUUGAUAACCAUGGUUUGAAUCAAAGCGUCAAAAACCCACAUUUUAUGCCAAAGGAGUUGCGUUCACUCGAACUCCUUGCUCAAUGCUAUUGGGAAAGAAAGAAUACCAUGAACAAAGAUUCAAUUGUGCUGGAGGUCAAUGAGGAUUGCGUUGAUCGGCAAGAUACACAGCCACCACCAGUUUCUGUGGACACACCUCAUGAACGGAUAUGGAGCCUCAAAAAGGCGGAAAAAGUUGAAAAGACUAAGGAGGAGGAAGAGAAUGAAGUGAUAUGGGAUGAAUUGGAAACAGCCCUUAGAGAAUCAGAAGCUGUAUCCAAGAUUGGAAAUUUAGAGACAGAUGAAGCUAGUGGAAGUCCAUCAUGUUGUAGUGAACACAACAUUUUUCUAGAUGAAGAGAUCGGUGAAUUUUGCAAAUCAUGUGGCGUGGUUAUUACUGAGAUCAAAUAUAUCUCACCACUAGUGAUUGAUAGAUUUCUCGGUGAAGGUUCAGGAAAAAAGGCAUCAUUUGAUGGAGUAAAUGUUUCACAUGUUGAUGGAUCUCAGUUAAAUGUUUCUGAUAAUGAUUCGAAGACUAAUUUCUCUCGCAAUGAAGGCACAGUUUGGGACCUAAUUCCAGAUUUGAAACAAACUUUAUAUCCUCAUCAAAUAGAAGGCUUUGAAUUCAUUUGGAAAAACUUGGCAGGACACACUGAGCUUCAAAAGUUAAAGAAUGACGAUCUUUGCAGCGAAGGUGGAUGUAUCAUUUCUCAUGCUCCUGGAACCGGAAAGACAAGGCUGACCAUGGUGUUUCUCAAGGCAUAUUUGAAAGCCUUUCCCAAAUGCUUGCCAAUUAUUGUCGCUCCUGCUAGUAUACUACUAACUUGGGAGGAUGAAUUCAAGAAAUGGGACAUCGGAGUUCCAUUUCACAAUUUAAGCAAUCCCGAGUUAUCCGGUAAAGAGCAUCCUGAUGCGGUUGAAACGUUUGAUAUGUCUAAUACACAGCAUGAUGUUCAUGAAACGCGGAUGGCAAAACUGAUUUCGUGGUUCAAAGAAGCAAGCAUUCUUGGAAUCAGCUACAAUUUGUUUGGGAAAAAAUGCCAAGAUAAGAAAAAGCACGAAAAUGUGAAGGAGAGAGAAGGAAACUGUGAUAUGCGAAAGGUUCUACUUAAUUCUCCUGGUUUGAUAGUUCUAGACGAAGGACACACGCCAAGAAAUCAAAGAAGUCAUAUUUGGAAGGUGUUUUCGAAGCUUCAAACGCAGAAGCGUAUCAUCCUUUCCGGAACUCCAUUCCAGAACAACUUCUGGGAGCUUUACAGCACCUUAAGCUUGGUGAAACCUUCUUUUCCUAACACGAUACCGCCUGAGCUUAAAAGUUUUUGCCAAAAUCAGGGAUAUAAAUCAUCUAAAAAGUGCAAUUGGGAACCAGUGUUGCUCAACAAAACAAGAGACCCUUCUGAUGAUCAGAUCAAGAAGUUUAAAUUGCUAAUGGAUCCCUUUGUGCAUGUGCACAAAGGCGCAAUCCUUGAAAGUAAGCUUCCCGGGUUAAGGGACUGUUUGGUGACUUUGAAGGCUGGUAGUUUGCAGAAUGAAAUUCUGAAGAGCAUUAAACGUUCUCAAAACACAAUAUUUAACUUUGAACGUAAGGUAGCAUUGACAUCCGUCCAUCCAUCGCUUUUCCUUGAAUGUGCUCUUUCAGAAGAAGAAAAAUCUGCUCUCGACAAGGAUCAUCUGGAAAAGAUUAGACUGAACCCACAUGAAGGUGUCAAAACAAAAUUUUUGUUCGAGUUUGUUCGGCUAUGUGAUGCUUUUCACGAGAAAGUUCUUGUGUUCAGCCAAUUCCGUGCUCCUUUACAGUUAAUUAAAGACCAAUUAAACUCGGCUUUUAAAUGGACUGAGGGAAAGGAAGUGCUGGUCAUGUCUGGCGAGGAUCCUCCAAAGGUCAAGCAAUCCGUAAUCCACAGCUUCAACGAUGAAAAUUGCCAAGCAAAGGUUCUACUUGCAUCUACAAAAGCUUGUUCCGAGGGAAUUAGCUUAGUUGGAGCUUCAAGGGUUGUACUUCUGGAUGUUGUGUGGAAUCCUUCAGUCGAAAGACAAGCUAUCAGCCGAGCGUAUAGGAUUGGUCAGAAGAAAGUGGUAUACACAUACCAUCUGCUCGCUGAAGGGACUACCGAGGAAGAAAAAUAUGGUAAACAGGCCGAAAAAGACCGGUUAUCUGAGCUCGUUUUUUCAGCAAAAAAUGCCGCCAAUAAUGAUGGUAAGUCCAAGAGCUCUGCUGUGAACUUCGAAGAUAGAGUUCUUGAUGAGAUGACUAAGCAUGAAAAGCUCAAAGGCAUAUUUGUUAAGUGCGUAGUAUUGAGGAAAGAGCGAGAUGUGGUCUGAGAGUUUUAGCCGUGGAUCCAAUGUCGUGCUUGGAUACAUUUCUGUGUUUGCAUUGCAAGAAUAUCAAUCAAAUUUUCAAUCAAUUAAGUUUCUGUGUAUAGACCAAGGACUCAAAUUUUUAAUGCAGGCAUAUUAAAUUGUUAAGUAAAGCAAUUUCUUUUCUAGUACUUACAACUUAGGAUAUAUAUUACUAUCUGUUAUGUAAUGUAAUUCCUUUGCUAACUUUCUAUUUUCUUUGUCAUUAUUAGUACUAAGCAAUUUGCAUCAUCAAUGAAUUAUAGUUUUCACCUA
Molecule: messenger RNA, 4521 nt
Organism: Medicago truncatula (barrel medic)
Lineage: Eukaryota; Viridiplantae; Streptophyta; Magnoliopsida; Fabales; Fabaceae
Product: SNF2 domain-containing protein CLASSY 4
Exons: 5
Coding region: 1-4230 (1409 amino acids)
Biological process (GO): gene silencing by siRNA-directed DNA methylation
Molecular function (GO): ATP binding
Source: RefSeq, a predicted model, not a curated record